AUGCCUUGCUCGACUCACGCCCUCAUCCCUGCGAUUCGCGACGUGCUCGCCCAGCACGACGUGCACAACGCACGUGUUGUGGUUGAAUUACUGCCGGAAGUGCAAUCGAGCAACAACGGCACCCCUGUGCGGACCAGAAACGUGAGUAUUGUGGUGCGUGGGGCGGAGGACGAGCUGCUGCUCGAGGGCGAGCCCGCCGAGCACCCAGCAGAGCCGCCGAAACCGUUCCCGCCGCCGCGCCCGCACUCACCAUCAAAGCGUGUCAAUGCGAGAGGCUCGACCCCACUGGCCAACAGCAGCAGCGGAAGCAGCAGCAACUCGCAACAGAAGCAGAAGCAAGAGCAGGAACAACAACACCUACAGCAGGAAAGGGAGAGCGAAGACAAUAUUGACGAGAUGAGCAACACUGCACGCCCAGAGGAUGUGCAGGGCCACUGCCACGCCGCUGCCACCUCGACAACGCCGACGGCGGCGGAGGCAAACACCGCCAGUACGCCUAGCGGCGCCACGCGACAGGCUACCACGGGCAAGAGCGCCACGCCGCAUUCCCACCCUAAUGCCCCUGCCCCCGCGGCUCUGAAGAAGCUUCCCACGCACUCCGUGAAGCCGCAUCCGCCAGACGCGUCGCGUGAGACGAAAGAUCCGGCGCGCCCGUCAGUGUCGUACGUGACAUCGUCGUCGUCGUCGUCGUCGUCGUCGGGCUCUCGUAAGCCGAGCGUCGUGGUGAAGGAUGCGGAGACAACAGAGCGACCCAGCAGCGUCAACUCCUUGCGGAAGGUGAGCAGCGUGCAUGUGCUGGAGGCCUCGCGCUCGCAGGAGGCGAGGCAUCAGCCGAUCCUCGGCGACGCCGGGGAGGAGGCGCGACGGCCCAGCAUACUUGUCUCCUCCGCGUCAGCGAAGUCACUGCAGCCUGAGAGGGACAGCUGCCCCAACGGCAAGAACGACGGUGACGCGACGAAGUUGCCACGGGUGGUGGAGAAGACCAGCCACGCAGGAGCGAACACGACCGGCAACACCAACAACAACAGCAGGGGGGCCAGGUCCAUCACGCCAACGCAGGAAGCAGGCAAGUUGAACAGCAAGCAGCGUCUACAGGAGAUGCUGGAGGAGCAGCGGGCGAUGGAGCAACAGAGUAUGUUAAGCCGUGCAAGACACGAUGAGUUGAUUAGGGAGGCGGAGAAGUAUCUCGAGGAGCUGCAGCGCAUCAAGGCUGCUCGGCCUGGAGGGGCCGACGCGCAGUCGCUACCUGUCAUUAGUCCACGCAGCGCGUCGUCCACGAAGCAGUCCAUGACGGCCGGCUCGUCGUCCACGAUGGGCCCGAGCGGCAGCAACGGCAUUCGCGUCGUUAAGUUCACCAUGCCUGAGGGAAGGAAGGCGAAGGACGAGGUUGUGAUGCAGCUCAGCAGCAGCCCGGGCGGCGCGCAGAUCCUUUCGUCGAAGGACAAGUUCUCCAUGCUGCUGCGGGAGCAGGAGCGGAUCCUGCGCGAGAAGGAUGCGAGCGAGCAGGAGUACCAGAAGUUGCUCCAGCAGGCCAUCACAUACCACAAGCAGCAGAAACAGCUUAAGGAACUGCGGGAGCAGCAGGGGCAGGAGAGGGACAGCGAGGAGGACUACUAG
Trypanosoma grayi is the source of this 1617-nucleotide messenger RNA. RefSeq lists its product as hypothetical. The transcript has a single exon. NCBI's taxonomy places the organism in Eukaryota, Euglenozoa, Kinetoplastea, Trypanosomatida, Trypanosomatidae. The record is from RefSeq and is a predicted model, not a curated record. The coding region runs from base 1 to 1617 and encodes 538 amino acids.